This is a messenger RNA of Cuscuta campestris, 1413 nucleotides long. The record is from the annotation of a GenBank genome assembly. NCBI's taxonomy places the organism in Eukaryota, Viridiplantae, Streptophyta, Magnoliopsida, Solanales, Convolvulaceae.
GUGAAAUACAAUUAUUCAGUUGUGUCAAUAUGGUAUCAAAGCGUAGGUUCCAAAAACCCUAAAAUCUCGUUGGCUUCAUCGCCGCCCCCUUCCCAUCAAUUUUUUCUUCUUCCUCUUGAUUCUUCAUCAUGGCAAAAGGUACCCAUGAUCCGUUUGAUACCUUACCUGGGGGCCUAAAACUCUUUCUUCGCAAUCUUCAUGCCUUGAUUCCUACCAAAUUGGAGGAUCACAAUUAUCAUGCCUGGUCGUCCACAGUCCGGGCCACGCUUGUUGCUCAUCGAUUGUUGGAAUUUGUUGAUGGUACUGCGCAGCCACCGCCUCCCACAAUUGUCGACGAAAAGGCUCCAGCGGCUGCCGAUGGAGUUCCGGUUCUCAAACCGAAUCCGGCUUAUGAGCAGUGGACUAUUCUUGACGCUCAACUCCGUGCUGCUCUUCUUGCCACACUAUCUCCCUCAGUUCAGAAUCUUGUUCAUCUAUGCCCUACUGCUGCUGCCAUCUGGGAUCACUUUCAUCAACGGUAUAAUUCUCUUUCUCGCACGCAUAUCUUCCAACUCAAAGAGCAACUUCACAAUUUACGUAAGGGAGAAUUGUCUAUGCAAGCAUAUCUUGACGAGGCUCUCAAAAUUGUCACUGCACUUUCUCUUGCACGAGAGCCUGUCCCCGAACAAGAUCUUAUUCUCAAUGUCCUAUGUGGUCUUCCCUCGGAAUAUGCAUCCCUCAAACAAAAUGUUCGAACAAACAUUACUGAUCUCACGUUCAACAAGGUCUCGUCAUGGCUUCUUUCUGAAGAGCUCAAUGUUCAACUAGAACACAAACUACAGAUUGGUACCCCCUCCACGUCCAACACAGAUGUUCUACAGCUCUCUAUACUCAUAAUCGUGGAGGAGGAUCACGUGGGCGUGGGCGAGGACGACUGCCCAGUUUCCGGGGAGGACGCAUCAGUGGUAAUGGGGGCCGAACCUCUUCUGACUGUAACAUUGGCCGAGGUCGCAGCAGUGGUCAGCGGAAUCCUUUACUUAUUUGUCAAAUUUGUGGCAGGUCUAAUCAUGGAGCGUGGCAGUGUUGGGAUCGUUAUAAUGAAGAUGUCAAUGGCCCUUCUCAACGAACGAAUAAUCAACCCCUCUACACUGUAUCCCCUACAGACUCUAAUCAGUAUUGGCACUUAGACUCAGGUGCAAGUACUCAUGUUACGUCUGAUUUAUCAAGACUCCAAAAUCCUAUUCCUUAUCACGGUCAAAAUUCUGUUCUCACUGCUGGGGGACAAUCUCUUCCGAUUUCACAUGUUGGCUCAGGUCAGGUGUCCACUCCCACAGGUACUUUUACCAUAUCAAACCUCCUUCAUGUUCCCCAUUUAAAAACCCACCUCUUAUCUGUCCAUAAAUUUACCAAAGAAAAUAACUGCUCUCUUAUUUU